Molecule: messenger RNA, 956 nt
Organism: Penaeus vannamei (Pacific white shrimp)
Lineage: Eukaryota; Metazoa; Arthropoda; Malacostraca; Decapoda; Penaeidae
Source: RefSeq, a predicted model, not a curated record
GCAUUGGCAUGGAUGCAAGUGUAACUCCACUACGUCAUGGUGGCCUUUCUCUUGUUCAAACCACAGACUUCUUCUACCCUCUGGUAGAUGACCCAUACAUGAUGGGUAAAAUUACUUGCGCUAAUGUUCUUAGUGAUCUUUUUGCAAUGGGUGUAACUGACUGUGACAACAUGCUUAUGCUUUUGGGUGUCUCUACAAAAAUGACAGAAAAGGAAAGAGAUGUUGUUGUGCCUCUUAUGAUGAGAGGGUUUAAGGAUGCUGCUCUAGAAGCUAACACAUCUGUGACAGGUGGCCAGACUGUGAUGAACCCCUGGUGUACCAUUGGGGGUGUUGCUACAACUGUAUGUCAGUCCAACGAGUUCAUUGUGCCAGACUGUGCAGUUGUUGGUGAUGUUCUGGUGCUUACAAAACCUCUAGGAACUCAAGUAGCUGUUAAUGCGCAUCAGUGGUUAGAUCAGCCUGAGAGAUGGAAUCGCAUCAAACUUGUCGUCUCAGAAGAGGACGUUCGCAAAGCUUACCAGAGAGCUAUGGACUCUAUGGCCCGUCUCAAUAGAACAGCUGCCAGAUUGAUGCACAAAUAUAAUGCUCAUGGUGCUACAGAUGUAACAGGAUUUGGUCUCCUUGGCCAUGCCCAAAAUUUAGCAAGAAAUCAGAAGAAUGAAGUAUCUUUUGUCAUCCAUAAUCUUCCUAUCAUCGCUAAGAUGGCAGCAGUUGCAAAAGCAUGUGGAAAUAUGUUCCAUCUUUUACAGGGAUUGAGUGCAGAAACCUCUGGAGGCCUCUUGAUUUGUCUGCCCCGUGAACAGGCUGCAGCGUAUUGCAAGGACAUUGAGAAACAAGAAGGAUAUCAAGCAUGGAUUAUCGGCAUUGUAGAGAAAGGAAAUCGAACAGCUCGCAUUAUUGACAAGCCGCGGGUUAUUGAAGUUCCGGCGAAAGAAAAAGAUGGGGAACUUUGGUAG